GACGGACGCUUGUCGGUGUUAGUUGUGUUCAGUGAGAGCGGGAAGGAAGGAAGGAAGAGUUGCCGAGGCUUCCAGUGUAAGGGUUUUAACCGGAAGGAAUAAAAUGUUCUCAUUCCACAAGCCUAAGGUUUACAGAUCAACCACGGGCUGCUGUAUCUGCAAAGCCAAAUCCAGCAGCCGUGCAGCUUGAUGAAUGACGCUUAAGGUAGACUGCACAGCAAAGUAGACGAGUUACAGAUCCUCUGAGGGCGCCUUGUCACCUUCUUCAGGAGGCGCUUCAUCAGGGAUUUCAGGAGACACCAACAUCUUGAGCUCACGGUUCACAGAUUCAAAGAAAUAUGAAGAUGAUUUCAUGGAAUGCUUCAACUUGAAGGAGCGAAGGUCGGGGGAAAUUUGCAAUGCCUGCGUCCUAUUGGUCAAGAGAUGGAAGAAGCUGCCAAAAGGAACAGAUCGUAACUGGCACCAUGUUGUGGAUGCACGAGCUGGACCUGGUACAAAGUCCUUGACUAAAUUCAAAAGCAAGAAACUAAAGAAGAAUUUGUUAAGUCCAGAUAAACCAUUAAAAGAAAAAAUAAAGAAAAAGCACAGGUAUAUACGUAAAGAAGGCAGAGAAACGUCCCCAGGAGCAUUAAGUGAUGACAUAGCUGUAGGUGAUGAAAGGUUAAGUGAAGGUUCUGGCCCAUCUGUUCCAGGUUCGUUAGCCCCUUCACCUUAUCCAUCACCAUACCCUUCUGAAGAUGACGCUGACUCACAAGACAGAACAAUCCUCUGUGGAGCUUCCAAAAGGAAGAAAUCACUGCCAACUCAACUGCAGCUCAGUAGUUUUGUGGACCUAACAUAUUGGAAGCAGGAAAAGGUGUGCUGCGGCCUUAUAUUUAGAGGAGACUGUGGUGAGGUCCUUAUUGAUCCUCGGUUCUUCCAGCCAUGCUCUUGUCGUAUAAAAUCUUUGGAGUGUUCACCAGCGCCAACACCUGCUUCUACUCCAAGAGCAUCAUCAGGCGCAUCUGACGGUGGAAGUAAUUAUGAUGAUGAAAUCUUGGAUAAUGAAAUCGAAGAUUAUCAAGACUCAGAUUCUUUAGACGAGCCCUAUUACUCGUCUGCUGCCAACUCUCCAGCUGCUCCACUCAUGCCUCAGUUACAUACGGGACUCACAAGUUAACUAUAGUAAUGUUUAGUGCUAAAAUUAUGAUCUGUCUACCUAAACAAUUGUUGGUAGAUUAUGUAUCUUUUUAUUAUUUAGAUAGACUAAAUUUCCAUGAUCAAUAUUAGUGUGUUCCGAAGUUUAUUUAUUCUUGGGUCCAAGACUUGUAAUUUUUCAGGGUUGAUAGAUAAAUUUUGAAUAAAAAACUAAAAAAAAAAAAAGUUUGGCACAGAGCUAAGCUGCAGCCCCUCCUAACCUUUUUUAAGUCUUGUUAUGACAAUCUUUCAUGGCAAUACUCGUCUUGCUGCACCAGUUAAGCCGUCCUCCUCUGCAGGCAGUAUACACAAUGGAACACAAUGAAAAACUGAAAAUAUUUGAGAGUUUUAUAUCCACCAUUUUUUACUUUUAAAACUUUAUAACAAGAUUAGGAAUUUUGAUACUAUUCAGUUUUGUAUUGUGUGACAUAAAUGCAAUUAAUAGUUAUUUGUAUAAAAGAAGCAUAGCUGAGUCAUAGACUAUGAAAGCUCAACACUCGCCAUACAUGCUUUAAAAGUGAAAUUGUAUGGUUUGUCUGAGGAGACACUUACGGUGCUGUGCAUGGUGGUGGUGGUGCUGCUACUACUGCUGCUGCUGCUGACGGUCAGGUGUGGUAGGACGGUUCUAGGAUCUCCAUAUCAGGGAGUGGGUGCGGCUGCCUCUUGUCCUCAGGUCACAAGGCUCCUGUGCUCAGUCCACCAGUCACUGGCUCCUUCUCUUAUUUCAAAGAUAAACCUCCCUCCAUGAGAAAAUGAAAACAUUUCUAGUUAUUCAAAUCCUUGCUAAAGUAGUGCCUCUUGCAACAGAAUCUAGUAUGCCAAGUCCCUUUCAAUGUGAAUACUAUUUAAAUUGACAAGUAUCUCAGCUUUACUAAAGAAUAAUAUUGCACAAGUUUAUUGAAUUUUCUAGCAAAUAGUUUAAUUACCAUUAAUUCCAAGAUUAUAAAUUAUUGACCAUUGAGUAAAGGUUUUAUAUUAUUUAAACUUAUUUUUAUGCGAUGAACUUUGUUUUUGGUAAUUACAUAGUUUUAUGGAAUAAAAUAUUUAAGAUAUUUAAAUGAACGCUUGAAGAGUAUUAGCUGGACCGUAGGGAAGCACAAAAGUUUUUGCGCAAUUACCAAAUAGGGCUUUUUUUGGUGGAAACAGAUUGCUAUGUAUCUUUUCCAGUGUUCAGCUGCUCCUCUGCAAGGAUUUCUUUUAUGUAAUCUGGCAUUGCACUUAAAAGUGGUCAUCAACAUUUCUCCUUUGAAAGUGCUGUCCUUGUGCAAUUGAAAUGGUUUAGCCAAAAAUUAAGUGCAGUGCCACAAAAGAGGCUUACAAAAAAUCAUAUUUAUAAUCAUAUUUAACUCAAAAGUUUUUUUUUUUUACUUUGGAGGUGAGAGUAGUACAAAAUCACUUUUUCUGUUAAAUACUGUACUAGUUUUUGUUGGUAAUUGUGACUCCAUAGGAAUUUCUACUAAGUAGGGAUUCUUUUUUAUAUAUGUAAUUAUAAAUCUAUACAAUAUAAAAUAUUUUUAGCUAACUGAAUAUUUUUUAAAUAAUUUCCAUAUGCAUAAUGUGUUGUGCUCAAUAAUUCAUUUUUUAAUGUUAUUUUCGUAUGGAGCCAGGUGAUGGUGAAACAGACUUGCCUGCCAUAUUGCAAAUUCAGAUGAAUUAAUCCCAAACCUUGAUCUAGUCUUCAAACAUUUUUAAUGUUAAGGACUUGAUAAAAAAAUAAAAUAAAACAAAAAAAAAAAUAUUGUACAGAUGGCCCUCAGUAUUACAAGGUACAAUUUUUUUCUUACAAAAAUAAUGAUUAACGUGUUUAUUGCCAUGCCAUGUUCUUGUUAGCACAUGAUUGGUACUGUCCAGGCGUUUGUUGCAAUACGAAUCUCUAGCGUCUUGGAUGAUAACUGUUUAAGGAAAAAUGGUACUGAAGCAUGUGGAGGGACGACAAUGGGUGACACAAAGUUACAAAGUAAUUCAUUGGUCACUAACUCCGAGUUGGUGUUAGUGGAUUGUGGCACCCAUGUUGGUUGUCCAAGGAAUCAAUGCAAAGGCUGGGAUCUCUCAGUACAGGAUUAGAAGGAAAUUUGUGGCUCUCUAAAUAUGUAUAUUCAUUGUAUUUUAUUUUCUUUCUCCUAUAGAGUUAAUGUUUAAAACCAUAAUGUCAUCAAGAUUUAUUAGCACUGCAAGACUGGAAAAAAUGUAAAUUUAGCAUAAUUGGGUUAGAUGGUUAAUUUAUUGCUCAGUAAGUCUUGAUUGACAUAUGUACAGAGCCACAAGAGACCCUGAUACAGGACCUUCUGUAAAUGCUGCACUGAGUUUGAACAAGAAUUCAGUCCUACAUGAUAAAACAUCCAUAUUAUAUGCACACGUACAUGCAAAAAUACAUGCAUAUUUGUAUAUGUAUACUAAGUAUAUAUACUGGGAAAUUUCUAUGUAUGUUUAAAUAGCAAACCUUAGUUUAAUUGGUUUGUCUGUUUGAUAUGCUUUAAAAUGCAUGUAAAUGUGUAUAUAGUUUAGUUGUGUAUAUAUACAGUAUUUAAAAUACUUUUGCUUGAUAAAUAUAUGCUUUGCAUAUAUAUAUAUAUUUCAAGAGCAAAUUUGUUUUUAUAUGCAUAUAUGCACAUCACACACACACAUGUAUAUAUGAAAAUAUAUGUACAUAUACACUUAUUUAUUUGUACACACAGACUCAUAGAUACAUAAACAUUUAUGCAAACAUACAAAAAAAAAAAAAAAUCCCAAUCUGUGAUUUUUCCAUUAAUUUUUUGAGAUGUUUCAAAGGCAUGUCCUCCAUGAACAGCAAUUGGGAAAAGUAAUUUACAUGCAUUGCAUUCCAAAGAUUGUUAUGUAUAAAGGAACAUUAUCACUUUUUUUUUUUCUUUUUUAAAUGGACAGGACACUUCAUCUCUUCCUUUCUCCGUCUCUGACCAUUGCAUUUCUAAUUUCUGAUUAUUUAUUUUUUUAAUUUUAUUCAGGUAUACUACUUAAGUGGGCAAAUGUCUCGUGACUAUUGUCACAUCAGUUCAAUGCCUAUGGUAUGGGGAUGGACGCAUGCCUCAUCUCCAACACGUACACUACAGUUUUCAUCAAACAAACACUUGUUAUGGUGCCCUUGUUAGUUUUGUAUUUAGUAGAUUCAAGAGUAUUGUUUUGUUUGUCAAAUGUGAAUAUGUAGCCCAAGUGAAUUUUGCCCCAGUCACAGUUAUAGCAGAUUGCACAUGGGCUGUUUCAAAGUCUGGUGUGGUUGGUGUGAGGAUGAGGCUUGUUUCAGGGUAAUCAGUGUAUAUCUUAUUGUAAGUCUAUUGCCCAUGCCAUGGACAUUAUCAACAUACACACAUGUACACGAAGGCUAUGUAUAUGUAUAUAUAUGGCUGUAUAUGUACACACACAUUUACACCCAUGAAGUAUACAUAAACAUUUAUGUUCAUGUAUAUAUAAAUAUGUACAUACAUACAUUUGCACAUAUAUAUGUAUGUAUUCAUAUAUGCAGAAAUAGGUAUAUAGUAGAUAGGUAAAUUACAUAGGUGAUUAUACAUAUAAUUACAUUUGUAUAUAUGUACAUAUAGAUACUGAUCAUUGCAUACAAGUAACACAAAUAUACAUUACAUUAAUAGGUUGACAAAUAUGUGUACAUACUGUAUGCAUAUGUGUAUGUUUGUACACAUGUAUUUAUACAACACACAUCAUGCAUAUCUUGAUAUGUAUGUGUACAUUUACACAAUUAUAUUAUAUAUAAGCACAAAUAAGACUGCAUCAAUAGAAAGUGCUCUGUUUCAUGUAACAGAUAUCUUUGUUACCAAUACUCUUUGCAUAUAAUGACAUUAUUGUUCUUUUUAAGUGUGUAUGAAUGAUGAAGGCAUUGGAUUUCCUUGAUGGAGACUGUGUGGACCUAGAUUACAAUGUAUAGAUAAAUAUAUAUAAAUAUAUACAUAUAUAAAGAAAAGAGCUUUAGGUUGUAUUUAAAUUAUUUAUUCUUACAAAAAGACCUGUACUUGGAGUAAAGUACUUUCUAUUUAACAGAUGCAGCACAUUUUCCUACUGCAUCUCACAAGUACCUGGGAGGAGACAGGGCGAUCAGCCAAUUCAAGUGUUGAUCUAUUUGUUUUGGGGGCCAGGGUCGUUGGUUGGGUUGAAAAUGUAUGGCUGAAAUUGGGUGUUAUGAGUGUAUCCAGGGUUACCUGUUUGCUCAUUAAAUCAGGUGUCACUAUGGAACAUGUGAUAUCAAUAACUUGGAGCUGUGAAUCCUUUUCUGCUUUUAUAAAAUCGCCCGGAUCCUCUUGGGUGUGUCUAGAUGGUCAAAGGACAGUUGAGAAUAGAUUCUCUCCUUUGUUAAAAAAAAGAAAAAAUGAAAAAAUUUUGUAUAAUGACAACCACAGAAGCUUAUUUAUUUGAGCUUAUUGUGUCCAUUUCUCUGUUUACUUAUUUAAUGUUUCUAGUUGUGAAUGUAGUUAUCCUUUGAAAAAUCAGUACAAUAAACUAUUGUCUUAAUA
This is a messenger RNA of Macrobrachium nipponense, 5654 nucleotides long. RefSeq names its product SIN3-HDAC complex-associated factor-like. The record is from RefSeq and is a predicted model, not a curated record. The transcript has 8 exons. Gene Ontology annotation, cellular component: Sin3-type complex. Lineage: Eukaryota; Metazoa; Arthropoda; Malacostraca; Decapoda; Palaemonidae. Gene Ontology annotation, biological process: negative regulation of cell migration. Bases 353 to 1159 code for a protein of 268 amino acids.